AUGAGGAGUGUUUGUAAAGAGGAUGAGGAAAGGAAAUUGAAAGGGGGAGGAUAUACAAUUUCUGUUGUGAUUUUGGAAAAAAUGGAAGUUAGUGAGGAAUUGAGAAGGAAAUAUAGAAAAGGAACUUCUCUUUCAGCUAUAUUUGCUGACGCAUUAAAAAAUAGAUUAAAUAGAGGAAGGUGUAAUGAUGAUGCUUUAAUUGUGUUGGCGAUAAAUGAUAGUUCGACUGUGAUUAUGAGUUGGUUAUCGGUUCGGAAAUUAACUGAGGAACCAAGGAUUUCCCAGUUCAAUCCUUUGGUUCUGUUCCGGAUAUUUGGAGAUGCUCCAAGAAGAAAUAAGUCUAGUUUGAGGACAGGGACUAUAUGAAGAGGAAGUGGGGUCGAGGGGGG
Molecule: messenger RNA, 389 nt
Organism: Meloidogyne enterolobii
Lineage: Eukaryota; Metazoa; Nematoda; Chromadorea; Rhabditida; Meloidogynidae
Source: the annotation of a GenBank genome assembly